This is a messenger RNA of Notolabrus celidotus (New Zealand spotty), 454 nucleotides long. It is a transcript of the gene gng10, whose product is annotated as guanine nucleotide binding protein (G protein), gamma 10. Lineage: Eukaryota; Metazoa; Chordata; Actinopteri; Labriformes; Labridae. Gene Ontology annotation, cellular component: heterotrimeric G-protein complex. The transcript is spliced from 3 exons. The coding region runs from base 100 to 306 and encodes 68 amino acids. Gene Ontology annotation, biological process: G protein-coupled receptor signaling pathway. The record is from RefSeq and is a predicted model, not a curated record. Gene Ontology annotation, molecular function: G-protein beta-subunit binding.
UUUUCUGCCCAUUAGUGGAGUCCACUCCUGUGUUGAAAGACCAAAGGGAAGUUUGUUAGGGGGGACUUUUCUCUUUUUCCAAAACCUUUUUACACCAACAUGACGUCUAAUUCGAAUUUAUCCAACAUGAGACGGCUGGUGGAACAACUGCAGCUGGAGGCGAGCGUGGAGAGAAUCAAGGUGUCUCAGGCAGCUGCAGAGCUGCAGCAGUACUGUCUUCAGAAUGCAGGCAAAGAUGCCCUGCUGGUUGGAGUCCCCACAGGCAGCAACCCCUUCAGAGAACCACGGUCCUGUGCUGUGGUGUGAAGAGACAAAGGAAAUGGACACAACAUGAAGAAGAAAAGAAUACAUGUUGUUUUAGACUGCUUUCACUGGAUUGAAUUCAGUGCAGAAAAUGCAUUAAUAUGAAGUUUCACACAUUUUGUGUUUAAAAUAAAUGUUUUCUUUUACAUCA